This is a messenger RNA of Phoenix dactylifera (date palm), 5694 nucleotides long. RefSeq names its product gibberellin 2-beta-dioxygenase 6. The record is from RefSeq and is a predicted model, not a curated record. Lineage: Eukaryota; Viridiplantae; Streptophyta; Magnoliopsida; Arecales; Arecaceae.
UCUGCAGUAUAGUUCCAUGCUUCAGGACUUCCCCUUGUGUGUCUAUAUUUUGUUGUUGUAGGAGGCCGGUACCUCAUCUCUGUCGUGGUUCACAGUGAGGGAUCAGUACAACAAAGAGGCAAGCUAUGAGGUUUCAGACUUCCAGUACAUAUCCUUGCUGCUUGAUGAUAUUAGCUGCUUAUGUUGGAACUUGUAAACCAUCAAACCAGCAUUUUACCUGCCUCCCUGUUCAUGGGAAAUUAUUCAGAACGUAGAUGCCGACGGUAUGGGGUGCUGAAGCUGGUAACUGGAUUUAAAUCUGGCUGGUAGAUAUCAGGGAGAAGAUUCAGGAAGAAGAAUUAUGGUCUGAUGCAUUCUGUAUUCACUUAUGUUCGCGUAUCUGAAUAAAAGCCACAUGACGUUUGAUCAGAUUCUAUGCUUCUGUACAAAACCUUCUAGAUAGCAGUCAUUUCAAUCAACCAGGUCAUAGUCUCGUAGGUUGAAAUUUGCAUGUAGUUCUUUUCAUCGGGCCCCAUUGCGAUAUCUGUCAAAAGUCAUUACAGGUCCCUUGCUUUUUCUCAUGAUUAGCCACAAAUGUUUCUUAUCGUUCUAUUCCACGCCGAUCCUGCACAGGAGAUGGACCAAUUGGUUAGGAGGCAGCCCCCCUUAUGUUACAAUCUCUGAGUGGUGGAUCUCUAAAGCUUCUGCAUCAAAAAAGUGCCACCCUAUCAAAGAUCGUCAACUAUGUAGCACUAGGUUUCAUCUUUAAGCAUCAGUGUCGUCAGGGUAUUGCUCAUCCUAUGACUUCUUCAAGAGGCCACUGCUCAUGAGAUCAAAAUUUUAAUUAAUUAUCAAAGAAUAGCCGUAUGAUGGUUGCAUUUCAUUAAUCUUGGAAGAGCAACGCGGGUUAUAAAACCAUGCGCAAAGGAAACAUCGCACGUUCCUUCCAGCUCACUUAAAAAUUUAAAAAAUCAUGGAAUUAAAAAAGAAUACCCCAACCAUGAGAAGCCUUUGAAUUCAACGUCAAUACGUCAUUUGAAUAAACUAAAGCUUGAUGUUAUGUUUCUUGCUGCUUUUCUUGUCUAGUUGCAAAUCCUUCUCGAGGUCAUGAAUUUUCAAAUUUAAAUACUCGAUCUGCCGCCCAUUGGUUGCGUUAUGCUCUUAGUUUUUUAUCCCCUCUUUUCUUUUUUUGGCACAGAACCACUCUUUUCUUAAUCUGGAAUUUUCUAGAGUAUUGUAAAUUAUUACCCCGUAUCAUUGCUUUAACGAAGUCUCCUGAAAUCAUGAUUUAGAAGCAGGAAGAAACCAUGACUCAAAUUUCCUGAAUCUCCGGUGACUCUUUUUAUAAUAAUUGUGAGGCUCCACAAAUCCAUCAAGAAAACAGUAAUCUGAAACGGUUGUUCAAUCGUCCACCGACAACAUAGUUACUUCAAUAUGAGAGAUGAAACUGCCGAUGACUCAAUUAACACUUUCGCUGCUUCCCCUAUACAGUUUACAGAAACAUCUACGUGGAGGAACAUACCCCAGUCAUAACCAUAUGAAGUCAAAACUCCGUAGAAGAGCAUUAGGAGUGCUAGCACGAAAACAGUAUCUUUGGCUUCUACGAUGGAGUUCCACGCAUGAACCAUCCGUUAGUUAGAAAGUCUCUAUGCAAUCUAACUAAUCCCACAACACCUAGAGGAAGAAAAGAAAAAAGAAGAAAAGAAAGUGUCAUGAUCUAUUUGUCUCUGUAACAUAGUUAACAAAUCAAAGAUUGAGACCUCAGACAUGCUUUUCUUCUUCCUUUUUUAUUAUGGUACCUAAGCGUAUCUUUGUGCACUCGGUCACCACAUGACAAGUUUGCAGUAGAGCUCUCCCCUCGCUCCAAGUGUCAAAUCCUCGUCUCUCCGCCCUUGGAUUCCUUAUGCUCUGUCCCAUUUCACCACCUUCCCUUGGGCCUCUCACUCUCCAGGCCUGCCAUGCAGCAUUAUAUAAGUCCCCACAACCAUCAGAGCAGCCCUCCAAAUCGACGCGCUCUCCAUUCUUCCCAUAGUUCCCGUCUCUUUUGGUUUAAUAGCCAGGGCAACCAUGUUUCCCUCCAAGGCUUCGUGCGAUCCUCCCUUCGAAGAGCUCUACAAAGCUUUGUUGAAUAACUCCAUCGCGCAGUGCUCCCAAGUCCAAGUCCAUGAAGUCGUGGGGGAGUGCGAGCUUCCGAUGAUAGACCUGAGCGGACUCAGGAGCGGCGCCGACGAAGACGAGCGGCGUGCUUGUGCUGCGGCAAUCGCAAAGGCCUCCUCGGAGUGGGGCUUCUUUCAGGUGCUGAGCCAUGGAAUCAGCACCGAGCUCUUAGGGGAGAUGAGGAGAGAACAAAUGAAGCUGUUUGGGAUGCCUUUCGAGAAAAAAACCAGCUCUGGGCUCUUGAAUAACUCUUACCGGUGGGGAACUCCAACUGCCAUGUCUCUCAGCCAGUUCGCAUGGUCAGAGGCCUUCCAUGUCCCUCUUGAAAAGAUCUCGGAGGAGGAUGGUCGCAGCGGGGAGUUCGACUCCCUCAGGGCGGCGAUGGAGAAGCUUGCCGGGGCCAUGUCCGAGCUUGCUCGGAUGCUUGCGGGAGUUCUAGCCGAGAAUCUGGGCUGUCCUGGGGAGUGCUUCAUAGAGAACUGCAGCGAGAGGACAUGCUUCCUUCGAUUGAACCGGUAUCCACCAUGCCCAUUCUCACCAGAGACCUACGGUUUGAUGCCCCACACCGACAGCGACUUCCUCACCAUCCUUCAUCAAGAUGAGGUUGGCGGCCUGCAAUUGAUGAAGGAUUCCAAAUGGGUUGCUGUCAGGCCGAAUCCGGAUGCUCUCAUAGUCAACAUUGGAGAUCUCUUUCAGGCGUGGAGCAAUGACAUCUACAAGAGCGUGGAGCACAAAGUGAUGGCUAAUGGGAGGUUGGAGAGGUACUCCAUAGCCUAUUUCCUCUGCCCAUCAUAUGAGUCUACCAUAGGGAGCUACGAAGAGCCGUCGCCUUACAAAAAGUUCACUUUCGGGGAGUUUAGAGAGCAGGUGAAGAUGGAUGUCAAGAAAACUGGAUAUAAAGUUGGGCUUUCAAGGUUUCUCAUCUAGGCCAAUUCUGAUCACUCUCUUGCACCUGUACAGAUAACUGCUACACUUUUUGCCGUACAAAUUUCUUCAAAAAAAAAUAAAAAUCGUGCGCAUUAGAAAGAGAGGAAGGACUGUGAGGAUAAUGACGAAGAAGAACAACUCCAUUCUUUAAGACGAAUAAUUUGUACGUCUGUGUAUCAAAUACAGUCCAUAAGUUUGAUCAUUAACCAUCUUGCUUUUCAAUUUGAUUGCAAAGAUGAAGCAUACUAUCCCUGUAAUAACUACAGUGUUUCAGCAUCUUUUAACUCAGAGAGACUUCAGAUUUUUGUAUCUAGAGUUCCAUGUCAAAUUUAUGAAUAUUGGAUCGUGUAUAACUGUUGGUGAGGCCACCAUAAGAGGACAGGAGCCAGACAAGACAAAGUUAAUCAAAUUGGAUGUAUUUGGACGAUUAGAAAAAAGCUAAGAUGCAGGGGGGGCUCCAUGGCCGGAUGGGUUAAUUAACCUUGAAAAUGGCAAUAAAGAUUUGGAUGUGGUCCAUGUGGGGACUGGAAUUCGUUGUGCUAAGAACCUGCUCUAAUGAAACUUCACAUCAGCUGAGUUGUUUAUAUAGCAAUCAGGUGUGAGUUAUUGUGGUUUGUAGGUUAAAUCUACCUGUUAAAAAAUGCUUGUCCUUUGAACUUCCAAUACAGCUCUAUGUUGAAGACUUGUUUGUAUCGCAAUGAAAAGUUCGACACAAUGAGUUAAUAGAAGCAGAUAGAUUUAGUUUUUUUUUUGUUAAAAAAAAAAUCUGCUAGCUUUUGAUCAAGAGCUGUGUUUACAGGUUCUUCCACUUGGAGCAUGCUUGCUGGUCAUUUAUUUUAAGAUCACAGAAGCAAUUUCAGGCUUAAAAUGUUUUUAUCUCAUUAAAAUAGAGUUCCUUUACAGAUCAUUGUUCUCGCAUUAAAUCAUCCAUCUUGUCAAACCACAGCUUAGUUUUUCAUGUAUGAUUUUGGAUUAAAAUCUAUUACUCAACCCGGCUACCUUUUCAUUCGAGAAUUAGACCUCCCUCCAUAAGUGGUGAAGAAAAUGUUAAGGACCUUUGCUAUGUGUUUGUGAAACCUCCUACAAUGAUAUCAGGUAGCUUUUAAAUAAGUAGGUCGAUCCAGCUCUAUCUCUACUUUCCUUUUAAAUAAAAAGUAUAUGGGGAAGCUAAUCAUCUAAAUCAAGGGAGAGUAAUAAGUGAUUGGCAGACAAAUAAGACACGCAUAUCAUUAUAAAGAAGAAAAUGAAAAUGAGAAGAAUCAAAGUAAAAGAAAGAAAAGCUUGCAAACCCAACAAAAGAUAUGGAGGCAAGAGAUUCUAUACAACACUGGCCCAAUCUUGAAUGGCCAACAAUCAUUUUGGUCCAGGUUAUGACAUCUUAAUUUCUCUGAAAUACAGUGAAAUAACUUUCGAUAAGAAUCUGGCGCAUCAUUCAUAAAGUACAUAUUAAUUAGUGUAUUUCCUACAAAUAUACAAAACUUCAAUCCUACUUGAACAAUUUGGUUAUGAAGGUGUCUCCCAUAAUUUAUAUAGGGCAAAGAAGCAGUAGCAGAAAUAAUGGCUGCAAAUGUAUACUCAUCUGGGUUUGGGCCCUCCAUAUAGAGACAUUGUUCAUAAUGAGUAGACAUUUUCGUGGUCUUUUCUCCAUCGCCGAUAUCAGAAUGCCCGGCGACAAUGACUGAAUUCUAAGAGACCAAGUCAGGUGUCUCAAUCCUCUCAAAAACAGAUGGUGCAGUUUUUAUGUCCCCACAGCUGAUGUACAUGUCGAGCAGGCAUUCUGUGACUGGAUAUCUGGUAAAAAUUCAGACUUGAUCAUCCAGGCCUGGGUAAUUCGCCCUCUGUUUUGAUCCCAUGUUCUCCCAUAAACACUCAAAACUGGGGAAGACGCGCUCUGGUUUGGCACUAACCCAGUCCCCAACAUGCGGCUGAAGACUUGCAAGCCUCUCUCGAGACUACCAUGAGAAUUAUAGAGUUCCAAGCAAUGACAUCUCUCUUUUACCCAUUUCACUGAAGACCCGGUCAGCAGCUAGUUUGAACACACAUAUAUUGUUUGAAAAGCCACAAGUUGUGACCCGGGAACGGAUGGGUCCUGGAGGGAAGAUGAGGCUUAUACGAGGCAAGAGAGUGUGGAAGCAUUGGGUUUGAGGCUCUCAAAGUCCUUUUUUUUGGAGCAAAUGGAAAAAAGAACGGCAAUGUAGGAGAUGAUGUUUCUCGUUGGCAUUGUGUCGACGACCUUUUGGGUGUCGCCGAGUGAGCCUCACUUGGCGUAUAGGGAGAGGUUGUUGCGAAGGAACGGGCGCGAGGUUGAUGGUAUGAAUCGAGGAUGAGGGCGUGGAGCUGGCGAGCGUUCCGCAGGGUGUUUGGAGAGGUGCGCAGUUGGUGGAGAGACGGCAGGAUUAGGCUGAAUUUUCAAUAGAAACGAAGUUUUUAUGAUUUGGGUUAUGGAUUCUUUGUUCGGAUAUUUUUAUAAAAUUGAGCUGAAAAUGUGGUAGGAUUUAUAAAUUGGACCAAUCCUUUGUCAACCAAACACCAUCCAGUUUAAAUUCUAUAAGAACAAAAAUAUCUAUAAAGAUUUUUUUCUUUCUACAACCCAAAGGCUAGGAUUUAUGCUGGGAUUAGACACACACUUAG